AUGGUUUCAUCCGAAUUCAUAGUGGAAUUCCAUAAGACCUGGGACACAGCAAUCGUCCAGGGAUGCUAUCACUGUGCAGGGGGAGCCCUCGCCAAAGUAAGAUGCACCUCAGCUACAGAAAUUUUUGGCGAGGUAUUGUGUACUGAACAUGCGUUCGUAAUCCCGUGCGCGCCACACGGUCCAGAGUCAGAACUGCGCUUCCACCUUGACUCUGCCAGACAAAUUCUGAACUGCACGAUAUCCUGUGGACGUUUUGAGAACGGGUUCUUAAUUACUGGAGUACUGAAAUAUGUGAACACGUUCCACUACCCGGGUAUGGCAACACUGGAUGUAAACAACACCGUUUUCAACGAGUUCCAGUGGCCCGAUUUUGGCCACAUCAUCGAUACCAUCCUUACGUGGUACAAGACCUUGCUCAUUGCAGUGGUAGCGGUCGCACUGGCAGUUGCACUGACUUACUUAUAUGUGAGCACAUGCGAUAUGGAAGACAUCCGACGAGAUCUGAAUGAAGUAAGGGAAGCAGUACAGGCAAUGCACAAUGCAAUUGACGAAUUGAGUGCACUCGUGAGACAGAAUCCCGAGCAACGACAGGCUGGAGAAGCCCCUGCACAGCAAGAAGAGCGCCAAAUCAUCGCUGAGAAUGCACCAUUCAUGGAAGAGGUAGAGGAUGCCGGUGACGAUGUCGGCGACGAAACUAGCGAUGACGAUAGCGAUGACUCCGAUAGCAGCGAUUCCAAUGACGGCAACAAUGACGAGCAGCAAGCACAACCUGAGGACCCCCGCAACAUUGAGGAGCCGAGGGCUAACCAGAGAAACGCACGGGCGGAAGACCGUCAACCUGUGAACCAAGCGCACAAUGUGCGCACUAGGCGGCAAGUUCUGUUGGAACUCCGCCGACUGCGGCGACAGCAGGUUGUCUCUUCGUACACCAUCCAGGAUUUGAUGAGGCAGCCCUUUUGUCAGAGGCGUUUGGUCGAGCGAGGAGUCAUUACCAGACAACGUGAUAGACACAUGAGAUGCGCCUUUUGUGAUGCAGUCGGAGAACACUACUCAGAUUCCUGUCCAAUCGUGCGAACAUCUCCAGAAAGGCGUAUGCUGCUACUACGUGAGGGGAAA
Messenger RNA from Cooperia oncophora, 1116 nucleotides. The record is from the annotation of a GenBank genome assembly. NCBI's taxonomy places the organism in Eukaryota, Metazoa, Nematoda, Chromadorea, Rhabditida, Trichostrongylidae.